Brugia malayi is the source of this 3612-nucleotide messenger RNA. RefSeq lists its product as uncharacterized. Bases 1 to 3612 code for a protein of 1203 amino acids. Gene Ontology annotation, molecular function: serine-type endopeptidase inhibitor activity. Lineage: Eukaryota; Metazoa; Nematoda; Chromadorea; Rhabditida; Onchocercidae. The transcript has 23 exons. The record is from RefSeq and is a predicted model, not a curated record.
AUGUUUGUACCACAAAAUUUACCACUGUUCAUCAUCAUUGGUCACUUCCGAUUGAUAGCUAUAUGCUGCAAAUUACCUUUCAACAAUACGGAUUCAGCAGAAUACCUUCCAAAAGUACAACGAAACGUUCAAAAUCAGUACCUUCGAACUUACGAUAAUAUUGACAUUAGAGAUAAGUUAAUAAAACAGCGAAGUGUAGCAAUGCCACAACAAUUUUCGUUUUCAUUUGAUCCAUCAAGCCAAGUCCGCGGUGCCAAAGCAUGUAGUCUACCCCAACAAAUAGGCAAUGGUCCAUAUCGAAUACCACGAUGGUACUAUAAUUCAGUUAGGAUGCGUUGUGAGUUGUUUUAUUGGUCUGGUUGUUGCGCUAAUGGAAAUAAUUUUCCAUCAAUUCACAACUGCAAACGAUUAUGUGAAGUUGACCCGUGCAAACAGGAUUUGGAUCAAGGACAUGGGAAGACUUUGCAAGCCCGAUAUUAUUUCAAUAAAUAUGCCAAAGUGUGCGAGCAAUUUGAUUAUCGUGGUAUUGAUGGAAACCGAAACAAUUUCGAAUCCUUACAAGAGUGUCAACAACAGUGUCCAGAAGCACUGAGUCCUUGUUCACAUGGUAGCAGCACACCUCAAAUACCAUGUUUUGGUGACAGUACUUGUGGUGUCAACCAGUUCUGUCAUUUUGGACAGUCUCAGCUAACCACUGUCUGCUGCAAUCGAUCACCAACUGGAGACCGAUGUCACCAACUACUGAAUAUAGGUUUGGGUAAUGCCUUUCUACAACGAUGGCACUUCAAUACCAAUUCAAAACACUGUGAACCAUUCAUUUAUAGGGGAUUGCAGGGCAACGAAAAUAACUUUUUAAAUCAGAAUGAUUGCCAAAUGACUUGUUUCGUGAAUCCAUGUGCUGCGGGAGAACCAUAUCAAAUUCAAGGAAAUACUAUGCAGUGUUCACCAGCUAAACCAUCAAUGUGUCCUAAUGGGUAUUAUUGUCACAUAGGAGCUGAGCCACAAACAACUGUUUGCUGUCCGAACCUUGGUGGUAAUGCAUGUGAGCAACAGGUGGAUCAAGGCCAAGGGAAUUACCAGUUACAGCGAUGGUAUUGGAAUAUUGCCAGUCAACGAUGCAUGCCUUUCGUUUACGCUGGCUUAAAAGGAACGCAAAAUAACUUUCUAAACCAAGAAAUAUGCGACAGAACUUGUUACGCAUUCGAGAAUCCGUGUUUGUCCGGCAAACCGCAGCAAGGAGUCAAUAAUCGUCCGUUAUGUAGCUCAACUUAUAACAAUUGUGCAAUAACACAUUGGUGUCAUAUUGGCGCAGUACCACAAACAACAGUAUGUUGUCCCGGGAAAGUCGAAGGACGGGCUGUUUGCAAAUUACCACUAGCGUUUGGUUCUGGUGAUGCCAACUUAAAACGAUGGUAUUUCGACCAGAACAUUUUAAACUGCAUUCCAUUCAGCUAUGGUGGGAUGCAUGGAAAUCAGAAUAAUUUUUUAACACAACAGCAGUGUCAACAACACUGUCCAGGAUUCACAAAUCCGUGUAGAUCCGGUAAUCCAGAAAUGGAUAGCAACGGUCGUAUCAAAAUAUGCAGCAAAUCGUUGAAUUCAUGCAGUUCGACAUUCUGGUGCCAUAUCGGAGCUCAACUGCAAACAACACUUUGUUGUCCAGACAGAGUAGAGGAAUCGACUGCAUGUCAACUACCACUUGCAAUCGGUCAUGGUGGAGCCAAUCUUCAACGAUGGUACUUCAACAACAACAUCCAUAAAUGUGUACCAUUUAUCUACGAUGGCUUGCACGGGAACCAAAAUAAUUUUCUCACCCAACAAGAAUGCGAACAAACCUGCCCUGUAUUUGUGAAUCCAUGUGCUUCGGGUGAGGCGCAAAUGGGACGAGGAGAGCGUCCACAGCAAUGCAUUUCCCAUAACCAAUGUGCUAAUGGUUAUUGGUGCCAUGUCGGCGCAGUCUCGCAAACAACCGUAUGCUGUCCAGGAAGAGCACAAGGAUAUGCAAUUUGUCAGCAACCAGUGACAGCAGGAAUGGGUAAUGCAAACUUGCAAAGGUGGUACUAUGACGUAAAUACUAGGCAGUGUCUGUCAUUUACUUAUCAUGGAACGAUGGGUAAUGAGAAUAACUUUAUCAGCAAAAAAGCAUGUCAACUGACUUGUCCUGCCUAUGUGAAUGUAUGUCCACAAGGUAUUCCAUUGUUGGAAAUCAGCACCAAUCAACCAAGACUGUGCGCGUUCGGUGAAAAUAGCUGUGGACCAAAAUACUGGUGUCAUCUAGGCCUUGUACCAAGCGAGUACCAAUGUUGUCCUGGUACGGAAACUAAUUCUUCAGCAUGCAAGAUGCCACUAUCAGUUGGCAUCGGUGGAGCACCUGCAUCACCUGUCAACCGCUGGUAUUAUGAUGCAGCAGCAUCAACUUGUAAAACUUUCGAGUACAAUGGCAGGAAAGGAAACCAAAAUAAUUUCAUAAGUGAAGCUGAUUGCGCAGCCACUUGCACAGUUUUCGUGAAUCCAUGUGACCGUACAGUAACACUGCCACUGCAAACAUGUUCCAAUUCAGAGGCCUGUCCUAGUGGUACCUAUUGCCAUUACGGAUCAACAUCACAAACUACCAUUUGUUGUCCUUUCGAAGGAAAUCGCUGCUCGCAACCAAUGGCUCGCGGUAUUGGUAGUGGAUCACUGCAACGAUGGUACUACAAUUCGAUGAAAGGCAUCUGUGAAAUGUUCACAUAUAAUGGAAUACAUGGCAAUGCCAAUAAUUUCUUAAGCAAAGAGAAUUGUGAAAUUGCCUGCAGAAUAAAUCCUUGUCCUGAUGGUCAACCGUUCUCCACUUCAAACAGUGUUUAUCAAGUAUGUGUUGCAUCAACACUCUACAUAAACGGUUGUCCCAAUGGUUACUGGUGCAAUCCUGGUAGCAAUUCAUUUACUACAGUUUGCUGUCCUGGAGCAGUUAAUAACCCAUGUAAUUUGCCUAUGGUAGUAGGUGAGGGUAAUGAAAAGUUACAACGUUACUAUUACGACGCAAUGGCAAGGGUAUGUCGAGUUUUUACAUAUCAUGGCAUGAAGGGAAACCAGAAUAACUUUUUAUCACAGACAGCCUGUCAGCUUCGGUGUCGUCCAUUAGAAAAUCCAUGUAUUGGACAACCGGCAACAACUACUGCAGGGCAAAUACUCUUUUGCUCAGCCAUCAAUAAAGAGGUGUGUCCAGUAAAUUUCUGGUGUCAUAUUGGUUCGACACCGGAAACAUCUGUUUGCUGUCCUGGAGCAACAAAUCCCUGUUCGGUACCGCUUUCACCGGGUUCUGGUAAUGCGGAUCUGUCGCGGUGGUACUACAGUGCUGAUGAUCGUGAGUGUUUACCUUUCCAAUACAACGGCAUAAGAGGCAAUCAGAACAAUUUCUUGUCACAAAUGGAAUGCUCGAGGACUUGUCCAGAACAGCUAUGCUUAUUAUCGAUAGAUAAAGGAGCUUGUAGUGAACAUCAAACACGUUAUGCCUUCGAUCGACAACAGAAUCAAUGCAUAUCAUUCGAGUAUACAGGUUGUGGUGGUAAUCUGAACAAUUUCCGUUCGUUAGUUGAUUGCAUAUCAACUUGUGGACAACUAGGAUUUUGA